AAGGUAGUCAGAGUUUAGGACUUGAAGAUAUCCAUGUACAUUGGUGGAUUCAAGGACGCUCACCUAUAUCACAACUUGAAGAACAUAACCCUAAUAUUGUAUAUACUAAGGAACGUCCUAUAGAUGCUACUAAUAACCAAUCGUCCAACUCAACUAGAAGGGAUCCUUCUGGAUUCGAGUCUGUAGAACAGAAU
Molecule: messenger RNA, 194 nt
Organism: Paraglomus occultum
Lineage: Eukaryota; Fungi; Glomeromycota; Glomeromycetes; Paraglomerales; Paraglomeraceae
Source: the annotation of a GenBank genome assembly